Messenger RNA from Mya arenaria, 892 nucleotides. RefSeq names its product placenta-specific gene 8 protein-like. The record is from RefSeq and is a predicted model, not a curated record. The transcript has 4 exons. Lineage: Eukaryota; Metazoa; Mollusca; Bivalvia; Myida; Myidae. The coding region runs from base 180 to 521 and encodes 113 amino acids.
UACUCUUUAUAUGUCUGGAGUAAAUAGCAACCAAACCCAAAGGUCGAACUAAAAAUAUAUUAUUUGCGUGCGCUGCAUCUGACUUUGCCCGCGAGGAACACAUUUGCCAUCUAAAGGAAUUUUCGGAAAAGUUAUCGUUGGCUAUUUCACUUACAAGGCUAUUCCGGUGAACAACAAAGAUGACUACCGUAGUGGUUACAGAGCAACCAGGGGCCAGACAGAUGUUGAUCGGGUCCGUCCAAGGCCACAGGGACUGGGAUAGCGGGCUCUUUUCCUGCUUCUCCGACUGCAAAUCAUUAUUGAUGACGUAUUUCUGCCUGCCGUGCGCAAUCUGUAACAUCUCGACACGGGCGGGAGAGUGUAUGUGCAUGGCCUGGUGUGUCACCGGGGGUUUAAUUGCUCUCAGGGCCCGAAUCAGGACGCUUGGAGGAAUCCAGGGUUCCAUCUGCGGCGACUGCAUGGCAAUACGUGUUAUGCCCGUCUGUUUCAGGGUUCCAUCUGCGGCGACUGCAUGGCAAUAAGUGUUAUGCCCGUCUGUUUCAGGGUUCGAUCUGUGGUGACUGCAUGGCAAUAAACGUCUGUUACAGGUUUAUAUCACCUUUGACUGCAUGGCAUAAAAUGUUAUGCCCGUCUGUUUCGGGGUUCCAACUGCGGUGACUGCAUGGCAAUAAAUGGUAUGCCGGUCUGUUUCGGGGUUCCAUCUGUGGUGACUGCAUCGCAAUGCAUGUCAUGACCGUCUGUUUCAAGGUUCCUACUGUGGUGACUGUAUUGCAAUACAUGUUAUGCCCGUCUGUUUCGGGGUUUCAUAUGCGGUGACUGCAUAGCAAUAAAUGGUAUGCCCGUCUGUUUGAGGGUUCCAUCUGCGGCGACUGCAUGGAAAUUAAUGUAAUGC